CGCCCAGGCAGGCAGGCGGAUUGCAUCUCUGAGUGAGAGCGGAGCGAGCAGCCCCUGGUGCUUCCCCCCAGAAGCCGGCGAGCAGACAGCCAGCUAGCCAGCCAGCCAGCCCGGGACAGCCCCAAGUCCGUGUACCGACUUGCUGCGACAUCGAUCGGCCUCUUUUCCCUGCAGUCUGCGCAGUCCUGGCCAGCAUGUCGGUGGAGUUGGAAGAAGCCGACCUGCCUUUGACUGAAGCGGAGGAAGCGCCCCUAGCCCCGGAGAAGAAAGGUGGUGCCAAAAAAGCUAAGGGCGGGGGCUCGUCCCUGUCUCCCUCCAAAAAGAAGAAAAACAACAAGAAGAAGAACCAGCCGGGCAAGUACAGCCAGCUAGUGGUGGAGACGAUCCGGAAGCUGGGCGAGCGCAACGGCUCCUCGCUAGCCAAGAUCUACAAUGAGGCCAAGAAGGUAUCCUGGUUCGACCAGCAGAACGGGCGGACCUACCUGAAAUACUCCAUCAAGGCGCUGGUGCAGAACGACACCCUGCUCCAGGUCAAGGGCACCGGCGCCAACGGCUCCUUCAAGCUCAACAGGAAGAAGCUGGAAGGGGGCAGCGAGGGGAGCGCUGGCAGCAGCGCCCCGAAGUCCCACAAGAAAGCUGCAGCCGCCACCUCCCGGAGGGCGGACAAGAAACCGGCCUCCAAGAGCAAGAAGCCCGAGAAGAAAUCUCACAAGAAAGGAGCCAGCAGCGCAGCCGCCAGGAAAGACAAGGGCAAAGCCAAGAAGGCUACCAAGAAAGCCGCCUCCCCGGGGGGCAAAAAGGUCAAGAAGUCUGCAAAGCCCAAGGCGCUGAAGAGCAGGAAGGCAUGAGGGGGGGCAGGGCGCCCCCAUCGCCCCACCACGCUGGGGCGGGGAGAGAGAACAUUUUCCCACCCUUCACACCCCCUCUCCAGCCAUCCAGGGCUUUGAGCCCUAAGACAGACUCUGCUCUGAGGACAGACCCAGGUUAUCCGCGUUGUAUUUGUAUUGCUGGCCUCGCUCUGUAGUCGUCGCCGCGGGCAGGGAAACAGGGGUCAGGGCGGCUGCCCUAGCCUCGCAGCCCAUCACCCUUGUUUUCUUACUUGGCAGCCCCCGACCCCCCCCACCCGUGGUUUCUGUUCGCCCCCGCCACAGCCCCAUAUUUACAGGGCUAGGUCCCGCCCCCCCCCCUAGUUUCCAUAGUAGCUAUUUUUCAUAAGCCUCUUCGCUUUUAUUUUCCCUGCUCCACCCCCGAUAGGGGGCGAUGCCAUGUAGGUCCCACAGGUCCCGGCACUGGUGCACUGUAGCGGGGGGUGGUGUUUUUUGGCCUACUUUAGAAUUUUUCGAACAGUGACCACGCCCUCUAUUGGUUCUCGCCCUGGCGCCAUGGAAACGGCCAGUUAGUUCUAAUGGCGCCUGGGUACCUCUUAAAGGGCACCUCCCCCCGUUCGGUGAGCCGCAGCCUGGCAUGCAGGCAGUGCCUGGGGUGCUGUGUGCGGGACCAAGCGUCGUUAGCAGCAGCGGGGCUGCCGCAGCCUUGCGAGUCUUGUACCCCUGUUGCGGGGUGACGCUGGUUGUGCGCGUCCUGGGGAAGGUGGGGCGGCACUGCCCGUUGCGGCUCUCCGCCCCCAAGUGUUUGUACCACGUGUUCAGGAUUCAGAGUCAAUGGCCUUUUUUGUUGUUGGUCAAUAAAUUGUUUAAACCUUUGA
Molecule: messenger RNA, 1705 nt
Organism: Emys orbicularis (European pond turtle)
Lineage: Eukaryota; Metazoa; Chordata; Testudines; Emydidae
Product: histone H1.10
Exons: 1
Coding region: 195-848 (217 amino acids)
Biological process (GO): nucleosome assembly
Cellular component (GO): nucleosome
Molecular function (GO): DNA binding; structural constituent of chromatin
Source: RefSeq, a predicted model, not a curated record